Scylla paramamosain (green mud crab) is the source of this 1002-nucleotide messenger RNA. RefSeq lists its product as uncharacterized. The coding region runs from base 107 to 778 and encodes 223 amino acids. The transcript is spliced from 6 exons. The record is from RefSeq and is a predicted model, not a curated record. Lineage: Eukaryota; Metazoa; Arthropoda; Malacostraca; Decapoda; Portunidae.
CUCUAUAGCCAUUCGAGAGAAGAGUUGGAUAUAAUAAUACAGGCUGGGGAUUAAACACUGACGGCCACUCAAAACCACCACAUUUACAUGCACAGCCACAUCAUUCAUGACAGGAAGACUAGUAGUGGCUGUUAGAACCCGGGUAACUGUUCGAACUUUUAGAGAACAGAUAUUUAUUCAUUGUAUGAGGAUCCUGAUGUGGGGCCGAGUCAAGGAAACUUCCUUGGAUAGAGUGAAGAGGAGCAUCAGAAGAUCCACACAUUGUAACAAACCUGGAAAGACAUCAGGACAAGUCAGACAGCACAGGUUAACUUCACUGUUGACUGACCGCGAUAACGGAUUUAUGUGGACGAUGGUGUUCUUGGUGCCUGCCCUCCUCACUCUGACGGCGUCCGCCCAUCCGCAAAUUAUCGAGGUGGUGGAGGUGCAGGCAGUGUGGUCAGUCAGCCUUGGAUUCCUGUUGUGCCUGCUCGUAUACCUCGUGGGGGUGGCGCUGCGGGCCGCCGCUCGGGGCCCUCCCUUUCUUGAGGCAGAUUCCUCCAUCCUGCCUGUUCUCCUCAUUCACCGAGAGUCAUGGGACGUGAUAUCCGUGUCCCUGAUGCUGAUGUGGCUCAAGUUCCUUAGUAAGGCGACCAAAGAAAACCUCAGGGAGGCGGGGACGGCCACACCACAGGUAUCUGCGCAGAGGAUGCUCAAGAUGACCCUUCUGUUCACUGUGUUCAUUGGAUGUACGGUGACCGUGUGCUUCGUGAGCUACUCCUACUCGCCUGCAUUCUAGAAUAGUUUCAUCUAUCCAUCUAUUUACUGUAUGCCGGCGAGCCCACACUCGGAAGCCUAGACAAAGCACCAGACACUCAUAUACACAUUAUCCACAUUCCUACUCCUAUCGGCAGUGUAUAAGAACAUAAAAUAGCGUUGCAAUUAAAUAAAUUAGCAAGAACUCUGUGAUAUUAAAGUAAAAUUGAUAUGAUCAAAUAAAGCAUUCUAUCAGUUUCUUUUUUC